This is a messenger RNA of Ixodes scapularis (black-legged tick), 1533 nucleotides long. Its product is annotated as tigger transposable element-derived protein 6-like. The transcript is spliced from 3 exons. Gene Ontology annotation, cellular component: nucleus. Lineage: Eukaryota; Metazoa; Arthropoda; Arachnida; Ixodida; Ixodidae. The record is from RefSeq and is a predicted model, not a curated record. Bases 1 to 1533 code for a protein of 510 amino acids. Gene Ontology annotation, molecular function: DNA binding.
AUGACGUCGAAGCGGAAGCGAAUCUCACUGAAGGAGAAGCUUGAGAUCAUCCAAGCAGUCGACCGGGGGAAGAAACAAUCGGCCGUUGCAGACACCUUCAGACUCUCAAUGCAAACUGUAAAUACGAUCAUGAAGAACAAAGAGGUCGUCCUCGGAAAACAGGUAAUGGGUGACCUGCUCCCAAAGAAGUUCCGACUCCGCGACGCUACUUUUCCAGAAGUCGAGGACGCCUUACUGAUCUGGCUCCGUGACGCUCGUUCACGAGACAUCCCUGUGAAUGGUUUGCUUUUGCGGAAGCGUGCGGAGCAAUUGGCAGCCAUUCUGGGCCACGAUGACUUCUUGUGCAGCGAUGGUUGGUUAAGCCGCUUUAAAGCGAGGCACGGGGUAACUUUCAAGUGCAUUUCCGGAGAGUCGGACGGCGUUGAUGACGGUGUUGUGGCGAACUGGAAAAACCAGUCUCUUCCGGGUCUGCUCGCGGGCUACGAACCGCGUAACAUCUUCAACGCCGACGAAAGCGGACUCUACUACAAAAUGAGGCCGAGAAAGACCUACAGUCUCUCUGGGGAACCGUGCCACGGAGGAAAAAGAUCUAAAGAGCGCGUGAGCGUUCUCUUCUGCUGCAACAUGGACGGAACCGAAAAGACAAACCUGCUAUUGCCGGUAGAUUGGGCAUCCAACAAAAGCGCGUGGAUGACGCGGGACAUUUUUAAUAAGUGGUUGCUGGAUUUCGAUGGCAGGUUGAAGAAAGAGAAGAGGAAGGUGUUACUUUUCCUUGAUAACUGCUCCAGCCACAUGCAGGUUCCAGAGCUCCAGUCCACAAAGGUGGUGUACUUCCCACCGUGCACAACAUUGAAGCUACAACCCAUUGACCAGGGCAUCGUGCACUCCGUGAAGUCGAGAUAUCGGAUGCGGCUCGCUGAACGUUUGCUUUACAACAUGCAGCGAAAUAUUGACUCUGUCAUUGACCUCAAGUUUGCAGUGCAGGUUGUCUCUGCUGUGUGGGAACAAGUUGAAGCACGUGUCAUCAAGAACUGUUUCCGGAAGGCUGGUUUCGUUUUCAACGACAGUGAAGAGCCCGUCCCUCUAGUAGACAAUCCUGACGAGCCAGAGCCAGGGUUUUGGGAAGCUGUUGAGAAAGCUUUUGGUUCAGAAGACUUUUCGGAUUAUGUUAACAUUGAUGCUGAUGUCGUCAGAACGGAGCAACUAACAGAUGAAGAAAUAGUUGCUCAGGUGAGAGGACUCUCUACUUGUGACCAAGAGGAGGGGGAAGAGGGUGACGAAGAGGCUGUGACUAGAAAAGUAACAACUGCUGAAGCCCUGGAUCAUAUCAACGCCCUCAAGUGCUUCUUUGUGCAGAAUGGGGCACCGGAGGAGGUGUUGCGUCUUGUGAAAAUGGAGCAUGGAAUUGUGGCAAAUGCUUACUGCACCCCUACGCACAAGUCCCACCUUGCUAGAGGAACUGUGGCACAGUGGUGGCAGGUCGUGUUAAACGAACACACUUCCACCUCAGUGAAAAAGCUGUGUAACUAUUAG